Hibiscus syriacus is the source of this 853-nucleotide messenger RNA. RefSeq names its product mitochondrial import inner membrane translocase subunit TIM14-1-like. The record is from RefSeq and is a predicted model, not a curated record. Gene Ontology annotation, cellular component: PAM complex, Tim23 associated import motor. The coding region runs from base 160 to 498 and encodes 112 amino acids. Lineage: Eukaryota; Viridiplantae; Streptophyta; Magnoliopsida; Malvales; Malvaceae. Gene Ontology annotation, biological process: protein import into mitochondrial matrix. The transcript has 3 exons. Gene Ontology annotation, molecular function: ATPase activator activity.
UAAAACAAAAUCACCAAAACAAAACUCAAACUUCGCUGGAUGCUUCGUUUCACUGGAUGCUUCGUUAGCCAAAGCAGUUUCAGCAUUUUUUUUCUGUUUAUUUAAUGAAAUUUGGAGUCUUUUAAUUAUUGAGGUUGAAUCCGAAAUCCCAUAUCAGAAAUGGCUACACCAUUUUUUGCUGGGCUUGCGGUUGCUGCAGCAGCUCUUGCUAGUAGAUAUGGAAUCCAUGUUUGGCAAGCAUUUAAGGCGAAACCACCGAAACCUAGGAUACGAAAAUUUUACGAUGGUGGUUUUCAACCUACAAUGACGAGAAGAGAAGCUGCAUUGAUACUCGGUGUUCGGGAGAAUGCUAUUCUGGACAAGGUCAAGGAAGCACAUAGGAAAGUAAUGGUUGCGAACCAUCCCGAUAGAGGUGGUAGCCAUUACCUCGCCUCGAAAAUCAACGAAGCUAAAGAUGUGAUGCUUGGGAAGACAAAGGGCAGUGGAUCUGCAUUCUAAAUCCUAAAUGGCUUUUGAAUUUCAACAAUCUGCAAGAAGUAAGACCCUUUUCAUUGGCCUUCAAAACUAUCUUCUUUAUAGACAGUUUAACCUUGCCAAUGCUUUAGCUCCACUAUUUCCCCCCCGAAAUCAUAGAUCUAGAUUAUAGCUCCUGUUUUAAAUUCCUAGUCCACUAGCUGAUCCAUUGUAGGGAGUUUCCGUUGAUGCCUAGCUGAAUUUAGUUUGUAAGGAAAUUGUUGUCAAGAUAUUGUAUGGUUAAUCUGCAACAAUUUUUCAAGAUUUUUCUUGAGCUUUAGUGGAAUGGAAUUUGAGUCCGUCGGUGUUUCAAGAUUCUUCUAUGGGAACGAAACUAUCA